Molecule: messenger RNA, 1191 nt
Organism: Belonocnema kinseyi
Lineage: Eukaryota; Metazoa; Arthropoda; Insecta; Hymenoptera; Cynipidae
Gene: acj6
Product: inhibitory POU protein
Exons: 4
Coding region: 1-1191 (396 amino acids)
Biological process (GO): regulation of transcription by RNA polymerase II
Molecular function (GO): DNA-binding transcription factor activity, RNA polymerase II-specific; RNA polymerase II cis-regulatory region sequence-specific DNA binding
Source: RefSeq, a predicted model, not a curated record
AUGAUGUACUCGCCGGAUAAAAUGAUGGGAAGUAAGGGACUCCACGGGGCACCGAUUGCUGCUCCGGGAUGCUUUCCUUCCGGAAGGUACUCGCCACCGUCGUAUCGCACGGGCCCUGAUCCAAUGGCGCCACCGCCACGACGAUGCAUGCCCAAUCCUACGAGUCGAAUAUUGGAGGAUGCGUCCAUUAUGUGUAAUUCCUGGUCACCAAGGCAUAAUGGUGACAUAUUCGGAGGUCUAAACAGUGGUUUGCAAGAUGGCCUGCUUUCUAGGGCGGAGGCCUUGGCAGCGGACUUAGGAAAACACAAUGGGGGCUCGCCGAUGCCCUUAAAACAUGACCCCGUCUCUGUAUAUCAUCACGGAGCCCACAUGCCAACCCCUCAUCCCAAUAAUCGGCCACAUCAUCAGGUACAAUCACACCUCUUUAUGAGUCAUCCUGGAAUGGAGAGUCUGGACAUGCUGGACCCAGCCAACUCGAUGACGACCUUAACCCCGAUGUCGGACAGCUCAGGUGGUGGAGGGGGAGGCGGCGGUGGACAUCACGGUGGAAUCCACGGACCAUCAGUUUACGGCGGUAUGAACGGAAUGAUGAGCCAUCAUCAUCACCAUAGCAACAUUGGCGGCAGCGUACCUCAUCCCCAUCACCAUCCGGCGAUGGCUGCAGCCGCCGCGGCUGCAGCAGCGGCCGGACUCCACCCAGACGCGGAUACAGAUCCGCGGGAACUUGAAGCCUUUGCAGAAAGGUUCAAACAAAGGCGCAUUAAACUUGGAGUUACGCAAGCAGAUGUUGGAAAAGCAUUAGCAAACUUAAAGCUUCCUGGAGUUGGGGCCCUAUCCCAAUCAACGAUAUGCCGUUUUGAAUCUCUCACACUCUCCCACAAUAACAUGAUUGCCCUCAAGCCUAUUCUUCAAGCCUGGCUUGAAGAAGCUGAGGCUCAGGCGAAAAAUAAACGUAGAGAUCCAGACGCUCCGUCGGUUCUGCCAGCUGGUGAGAAAAAACGCAAGAGGACCAGUAUUGCUGCCCCGGAGAAGAGGUCUCUGGAGGCAUACUUCGCUGUGCAGCCGAGACCCUCCGGGGAAAAAAUAGCGGCGAUUGCUGAAAAGUUGGAUCUAAAGAAAAACGUGGUGAGGGUCUGGUUUUGCAAUCAGCGACAAAAGCAAAAGCGCAUGAAAUUCGCGGCUCAACAUUGA